Molecule: messenger RNA, 768 nt
Organism: Pestalotiopsis fici W106-1
Lineage: Eukaryota; Fungi; Ascomycota; Sordariomycetes; Amphisphaeriales; Sporocadaceae
Exons: 2
Coding region: 1-768 (255 amino acids)
Biological process (GO): Golgi vesicle transport
Cellular component (GO): membrane
Source: RefSeq, a predicted model, not a curated record
AUGAUGUCCUCAACCAACGAGGAGGAUCCCUUCCUCCAGGUACAACAAGAUGUACUCGCCCAACUCCAGCAGACGCGGCCCAUCUUCUCGUCCUACGUGCGCAUCCGGUCCUUGACCUCGGCACCUUCGAACCCGGAGCUCACCUCGGCGCGCGCCGACUUGGAGACCGCUCUGGGCUCCCUGACCGAGGACCUCGAGGACCUCCGCGCCGCCGUCCAGGCCGUCGAGUCCAACCCGGCGCAGUACGGCCUCUCGGCCGCCGAGGUCAAGCGGCGCCAGCGCCUGGUGCAGGAAGUCGGCGGCGAGGUCGAGGACAUGGCCGAGGAGCUAGCAAAGGGCGGCGCGGGGAAGCAGACGAGCAACAGCAAGGCGCGCGCCGCACGAGCCGCGGCCUCGGGAGACCUGCCGGACCCCAAUGCCUUCGCGCUCGAGGACGGCGAAAACGAAGACGACGACUAUGCGGCCGAGUUUGAGCACCAGCAGCAAAUGCAAAUGAUGCGCGAGCAAGACGACAUGCUCGACCAGACGUUUGUGACGGUGGGCAAUAUCCGGCGGCAGGCCGACGACAUGGGCCGCGAGCUCGAAGAGCAGCGCGAGAUGCUCGAGGUGGUCGACUCCAUGGCCGAGCGCGUCCAGGGCCGUCUCCAGACUGGCCUCGCCAAGAUGGCCUACGUCGCCCGCAAGAAUGAGGACCGCUGGAGCGGGUGCUGCAUUGCUGCACUCAUCAUGGUCCUCAUCAUCUUGCUUGUGCUCCUCCUGAUAUUAUAG